CGGAAGCGGAAGUAGGAUUACACUCAAAGAUGGCUUCCAAAGAACACGUGAAAUCAUUACCAAAAGAAAUUAAGGAACUGCUGAAUAAAUACCCCGUUUUAGAACACAUAAAAGAUUCAAAUAAGAUAAAAUGUACAUUGAGUGGGCAUGAAAUGCCUUGCAAGACAGAUAUCGUGUCUGGUUACGUGAAUGGGAAGAAGUUCAUCAAGUUGUAUAAAGAUAAGGAAUAUAACUACGACAGAUUAAAACCACAUCUUGUUCCAAGCACCAGGAGACAUCACGAACAUCAGUUGUUCUGCCUCCUGACAUUCACCCACAUCAACAAGACGCCGGUGGCCGUCGACCGUCACUUGAAGGGCAGGAAAUACAGCAAGGCUUUGAAGAGAUGGACCAAGUGUCAGGAGACGGGGGAAGUGUUCCGUCCGUUACGCAAGAGGAAGAGGGAGGAAGAUGAACCUGGAGAUGGCAACAGCUUCCAUGAUUCUGACAGGGACUCCGACGAAGACGUGGACACAGAUGAUAGCUACAGUGAUCUAUAUCCACCUCAGUAUUUCGGCGGGGACGGCCUGAACUCGGACUUCGAGUGUGACGUGGAGGAGGACGAAGGGGCAGCGGUCACGACACUGAGCAGGGGGGCCUCAAAAAAGACGUCAAAAUGGGCCAAACGAAAACAUGACAAUAAACAUAAGAAGAUGAAAUCUGGAGAUUAACAUUUGCCGAUGGUGUGGUUAUUCUGACACGGACUCCAUCUCGGCAAGGCUGGAUGCUUGUGUGAACUUACAAUGGAACAGUGAGGUGAUAUCCUAGGGCUGAUGAUGAUGAUGAUGAACCUUGAAGACUGUAUUCAUUCAAUAAGGACGAGGCGGAGACUGACUCAACCACUCACUGUUUGACAGUGUCGCAGGUCGGGGCUGUGUGGCAUCAGUGCAUUGCUUGAUCGAGGUGAAACACGUCUCACAUCAUUAUAGAAUUUUGCAGAAAUAAUUUCCAGUGACAAUCUGUGUGCUGUAGAGAGACUGCAGUGGAGUUCACUGAAAGGUGUUUGCAGGUCUGAGUGAGCAGUACUCGACAUCAAGAUUCAUGUGUCAUUUUAUACUCUGAACUGAGUACAUUUCAGAAGGUCUGAGACGAGUCCAAAUUUACUAUCCGGGUACCCACCGUAGGUCUCAAGGUUGGGUACAAAAUGUCUGGUUGGGAAGCCCUGGCAAAAACUGUUUAGAUAAUGAUCUGAUCAUGCAUACACUGAAGUGAACUGGAGUUUAUUUUUACUCAAACAUAUAAAGUCAGAAAGAUUAUGUGCAUAUUCACAAAGAAAUGCGACCAUAAGCGACUUUUAUUGUUAUUGAAAUAUAAACAAUAUAUCAUGUGACUAAUCUUGGGUCCUACUCAGGACCCACCCGACUCGAGUUACCAGCCCAGCCCCACAUUUCACCCUUAUGAAGGCAAAUCGUCUUCCCAAGGCAAGAGUGUCCACUAGCCUAUGUUAAAGUCUAGUUCUCUUGGCUCGAUCGUGUCACCCCAUGUAGAACACAAGUUGUCUCCCUUGUGAUGAAUACACAAUAUCCAAUCA
This is a messenger RNA of Haliotis rufescens (red abalone), 1570 nucleotides long. Its product is annotated as surfeit locus protein 2-like. The transcript has 6 exons. The record is from RefSeq and is a predicted model, not a curated record. Bases 30 to 710 code for a protein of 226 amino acids. Lineage: Eukaryota; Metazoa; Mollusca; Gastropoda; Lepetellida; Haliotidae.